This is a messenger RNA of Closterium sp. NIES-67, 4524 nucleotides long. Lineage: Eukaryota; Viridiplantae; Streptophyta; Zygnematophyceae; Desmidiales; Closteriaceae. The record is from the annotation of a GenBank genome assembly.
ACAGAAUUUUUGAAGUUCAGGGAAGGUUGAAUUUGGCAGUCAGGGAGAGGAACCAUCAGCAGCAGUAAAACCAACAACAGCAGCAGCUCCCUGCUUCAGUGAAGAAGGCUGAUUAAAAUUUCCGGAUUAGAAGCAGAAGCUAGGUAGUGCGACCAGGAAGCUGAAUCAGUAGGUCGAGCCAGCAUAAGGACGCCUCGAGUAACUGUGUAAAAGCUAAAGUAUCGUCUUCAAGUAGCUGAUACUGGAUGAACUCGUGCGAAAGGAGUUCUUUGAAGGGAUCAAUAGAGCUCGUAAAUAGGCUGAACGGCGUGGCUUAGCGUCCUCUGCUCUCUGUGGUUCAUCAUUUGACACUGUUGACAACUUGUCCUUCCUGAAGUUCAGCUGUCGUUUACUACACUGAAGUACCCAUUUAACACCAUGGACGACCAAUCGGUCGAAGCUGGCGGAGGUACUCCACGCUCUUUACCUAGAAGAGUCCUCAGCGAAGCAGAGACUAGAGUUCGAGUUGUCGCAAAGGUCCGUCCACGUAUUCCGACGGACCAGCCACGGGAGGGAUUCCAGGAACGUAUGGUGAUCGAGCUUGAGGAGGACGGCGUGAAGCUGAAGUUCCCUGAACCCUGGCCUGGAAAGAGCUUCAACCUGGACGCGUUAUACGACGAAACCGACAAUAGUCAGACCGUGUUCGACAAGGAGAUUGAACGACGCCUCCCAGCUCUUAUUGAAGGCUACAGCUUGACCGUCAUGGUCUAUGGUGCUUCAGGCAGCGGCAAGACUUACCUAAUGCAGGGUGAUGGCGAUGACGUACCAGGACUGGUAUCUCUCUGUUCUACUUGGAUCGCUGCAGUUCAGCUUGAGAGAGAAGGUUACCGAGUAUCGUUCUCCUAUUUUGAGCUCUAUGGCAGUAAGGUUAUCGACUUACUCCAGUCCAAGGAGCUUCAGAUUUUGGAAGAUAGUGACCACCAAUUCCAGAUCCCGGGGUUACAUGAGGAGGAAUUCAGCUCGCUGGAAUCGUUCCUGGAGGAGUUCGCCGAGGCCAAGGGGAGACGUCACCUUGCAGAGACGGGAGUUAACGCCGUUUCCAGUCGCUCGCAUGCGAUCCUUCAGUUUAACGUGUGGCUCGACGACAACCCAGGCGUCGUCGGCCGCCUAAAACUCGUGGAUUUGGCAGGUCGCGAGCAGAACAAGGAUACGGGCAACGCGGGCCAGAGGAUGACAGAGAGCUGCGACAUCAACAAAUCGCUCUCAACGCUCAGCCGCGUCAUCGAGCGACUGAACGACCCCGCUGCGAAGCACGUUCCUUACCGACAAAGCAACCUCACGAAGGUUCUGCAGGACUCCCUCGGAGGCAGCAGCCGAGGCGUCAUGAUCGCUUGCCUGGCUCCGCAUGAUGACCAAUUGGCCACGGCAGUCUUGGAGGUGGCGGCUCAGUCGCGCCUUAUCAAGAAUAACGUGGCCAAAAGCAAGCCGCCUGCCACCCCGAAGCAGACCCUAGCGGACAGGCGCUCUCAGCUCGCUGCCUUCAAGGCGAAGAAGGCGGCGAGCAGAGCAAUCGUCCAGAGCAAUGCUGCUGGGCCUGCACCUUUCAGCGACAGUGGACCCUCCAGUUCUCGGAGGAGCUAUCUCCCUUACCCAGCACGAGUUCCAAGAGAGCACCAGCUUGCUGGGGAGCUGCAUCGCAUCCGCGGUCCCACUCAGUUCAAGCGCAGCCCCAUCAGGACGGCGUCUGCUGCUGGAAAGGCAUCAGCUUCGGGUGUGAGCUCUACGCCCAGUCUCAUCCCCUGGCCCCGAACGUCGCUGCUCACCCGCCGUCCUGACGAUUUCGUGAGAGGAGCUGCAGACGCGUUGGAGAGGGAUAGAGCAGGAGGAGAAACGGGUUUUGCUGCAGCAGCAGCGGUGGCAGUGGCAGAGGCAGCGUCCGCGUCCGCGUCAGCUUCAGCUUCAGCCGUUGCCGCUUCCACGAAGAGGCUGGGCAUCGCCGACAAGAUGACAGCUAGUAUGGCCGCGAAAAUGGCCUCUGCUGCUCAGGCUCGCCAGGCCCUGGCUCUACGACGCGUCAUGGCGAAGCAGUCGCCCAGGAAGAUCGCCAGGGAGAGGAGGACAAACCUGUCUGCUCAAAGAGCCGGAUCUGCCUCCCAAGCGCAACCCGCUGGGAAGGCCGCGGGGAAGCCUCAGCGCCAGGGGUCCUUGGUGCCGUCUGCUGCAGUGGAUGCUGCUGUCCAGCCUGCUGCGGAUCCCGCUGAGGUGCUUCAGCGCCAGCGGUCGUGUGCUGGAGUGGCUGCUGCUGUGUCUGCUGCAGCAGCAGCGACAGCCACGGCAGCAGCAGCAGCUACGGCCGCGGGAAGCCCACUUGCGCUUGAUGUGCAGCACGCGCAUAGCAUUCUCAUGGACUCCCUGAGGCAGCCACUGGGAGGCGGAGGGAAAGUGCCAGAGAUGGGGGGGACGCCAGGAGGGGCAGAAGCACCAGAGGAGGGAGGCUUUGGUGGUCAAUGUGACGGAAUGGGGGGUAGUAAGGAGGGGUUGAUGGAGGACGGGGAAGCAUUCUCGUUUGCAACCCCAGGGGGGAUGAGUGAUGGUGAAGGGAUGGGAGGGAGUGACGGUGAGGCGGGGGCUGAGGACGAGGGCAAGAGUGAGGGAUGUGGAAGUGGGCAAGUUGGGCAGCCGAGUGCGGACCCCUUGGUGCGGAAGCUACUGAUGGGGGUCUACGGGGACGAUGCUGCAGCUGAUGUUGCUGCUGCUGCUGCUGCUGCUGCUGCUGCUGCUGCUGCUGAUGCUGCUCCUACUGGUCCUGCUGUUCCUUCCUUUGAGAUUCCUGGAAAGUCGAGCGAGAAUGUGUUGCCGCCGAGGGAGCUAAUGGAAAGCUACAGGGACAACGCCUCUGCUGCUGCUUCGGACACGUUUGAAGUCUCCACGUGCGACGGCAGCUCCACUGGCAGCUCGGCUGGCAGCAGCGCGGCUUCACCUGAGGAGGAGAGCUCUGCGGACCAUGACAGCGCUGAGAGCAAGCUGGGGGCGGGGCAGAUGGAGGAAGACAGGGUGCUCGAGCAGGAGGAGGACCAGCAGGAGGAGGAGGAGGAGGAACAGGAGUACCAUGCUGUUGCUGGCCAUGAUGGGGAGGAGCACUGGGAGAGUGACCAGGGACUAGAGCGGGUUAUGGGGCUCUCGGGGUCAGAGAAGGAAGGCGAAGUAGGCCUUGCGGAUGCAGGCAGUAUCGAGGGUGGCGAGCAAAUGGCGGGUGGGGAGGAAGCAAGCGACUGGUAUGUAGUCGAUGUGGUAUCGGGAGAGGGGGAGGUUGAGGCUGAAGAGAAAGCACGCGAUUGGCUUGCAAGUGAGCCCAUGUUGAAUGAGAAGGCAGUGUAUGCGGAAGCUACACCGCACUCAGGGGUAGCUGCUCCGAUUCCUGAAGAUGUGUGUGGGGAGGACGUUGGUGAAGACUGUUUAGCAGAGGAGGCAGAGGCUGGCGAGGGAGCAGGCGAGAGGGCUGCUGUGGAGCCCGUGCUGGAUGAGGAGGCGACGCAUGUGGCUGGUGUGGCCGUGUGGGGUGAGAAGAGCGUGCAUGCGGAAGCUGCAAGCCACUCUGGCGUAGCAGACAACGCUGCUGAAGCAUCAGAGCUCGACCACAUUGCGAGCGUGUGGGCGAUGAUUGGGGAGGAAGAGAUGGCCGAGGGUGAUGGCUAUGGGGCUGUCCCAUGCUCUCUGGUCCCAGUGGUAGGGGAGAGCAUACCAGAGGAGUGCGAGGAGGAGGAGGGAGAGGGAGAGCUGGAGGAGAUUGCGCAGGAGCAGCGAGAGGGAGGGGAAGACCAGGGGCAGAAUGGACAAGAGGAGGUUGGCGGGCCAUUGCUGGUGCAGCCACUGACAGUGCUUCCGGAGGUGACACCCCCAAGGCAGCCCUUCGGCGCUGUGUCUGGCAACCAACUGUCACACCGGCCUUCUUAUCGCAAUGCCAUGGUGUCAUGUGAAGACCUGGAUUCCUCCCUCGAGGGUGCAAUGAAGGGCCUCAGCAUCGUGGACCCCACCACCCCUGCCUGUGCCCGGGACUUUGGCACUCAGUUCAUGGCUGCUGCAGAGGCGGAGCUCGUUCAGAAGUUCAACACUGCAACCAAGGAGGAGCUGAUGCAGAUGAAGGGCAUUGGUCAUGCCUAUGCGACAAGGAUAUGUGCCUUCCGGGAGACUCCGAAUGUGGGAGCCACGCCUUUUCGUGCAUUCACAGACCUGGCCAAGGCUGGGAUUAACCACAAAAAGGUGCACCGCAUUCGCCAAGAUAACAUACAGAAGAUUCUGCAGUUUUAGCUUGUCAACCAUGACCAAGCAUUCGUGGCCUAUCACUUGUCCGGCCACAUGCUCCUGAGUGCUUUAUCGUUUCUGUGAGGACUGGUCAAUGACGCAAUGACCACUUGCAUGUGUAGGGUACAUAUCACGUAUACUUUGUUGCUUGUAGGAAGAUGUAUGUGUCACAACGGUACCGGGUCUUGAAGUGUCGUCGUGGCAAGUUGAAAGAAUGCCAUCAACACAACACUAGAAUUAUAA